CAGAUCAUCCCGGUCCGUUGUUUUUCGUGCGGCAAGGUCGUUGGUAACCUGUGGGAAAAGUACUUGCAACUCCUCGCCUCGGAAUUGUCAGAAGGAGAGGCGAUGGACAAGCUCGGACUAAAACGAUACUGCUGCCGUCGUAUGAUCUUGACCCACGUCGACCUCAUCGAGAAGCUCUUGAUGUAUAACGGUCAGCCACUCUUGAAUUGA
Molecule: messenger RNA, 210 nt
Organism: Filobasidium floriforme
Lineage: Eukaryota; Fungi; Basidiomycota; Tremellomycetes; Filobasidiales; Filobasidiaceae
Product: DNA-directed RNA polymerase, subunit N/Rpb10
Exons: 4
Biological process (GO): transcription by RNA polymerase II; transcription by RNA polymerase I; tRNA transcription by RNA polymerase III
Cellular component (GO): RNA polymerase I complex; RNA polymerase II, core complex; RNA polymerase III complex
Molecular function (GO): zinc ion binding; DNA binding; DNA-directed RNA polymerase activity
Source: RefSeq, a predicted model, not a curated record